Molecule: messenger RNA, 5412 nt
Organism: Paracoccidioides lutzii Pb01
Exons: 5
Coding region: 1-5412 (1803 amino acids)
Biological process (GO): regulation of gene expression; establishment of mitotic sister chromatid cohesion; replication-born double-strand break repair via sister chromatid exchange
Cellular component (GO): Scc2-Scc4 cohesin loading complex
Molecular function (GO): chromatin binding
Source: RefSeq, a predicted model, not a curated record
AUGCAACAAGCUCGUCACCCGGAAAUCCAGGUGGUCAUUCCAGACCAUGGCAGCUCUAGCUUCAACGGUGCUGGCGAACGGCUCGCCAAAGCACUGUCGGUUGAUGAGGCACUUCAGUUCUCUCCUAUGACCAGUGCCCCUGUCUUUGGCCUAGACUCUAUUUUCCGCCCUGACGUCGGUCAACCUUCUCUCGCAAACUUAUCUAGCACCCAUGAUCGCAAAGCCGCAGGCGCAAUUAUCGACGCCCUCGAUGACGAAACUCAAACAGCCGCUGGCGAGUCCACCCGUCUCAAAACUACUCGCCAGUAUCUACAGGAGAUAUUGAGUGGAGGUUUGACUGAAUAUGAGUUCAAGCUGCCACCAAGGCCCCGACAAACCCAUAAUUCCCUGAAAUCUCAACUUCCAGACUCAGAGUCCUUGAGUCGCGGUCACCUUGGUCCAUUCGCAAAGAUGAUGCUAGACAACACGGACGUUCCUUAUCGAUACCCAUUGCUUAUUACUCCAAGCCCGAAGAAUGAGCUUCCAGUAUCAAAGCCUUUGUCGUCGCCCAACUUAAUUGAAAACUCUUCCCCAAAAAAUCCUCCCGAAUCUAGACGCCAGAGUGAAGUCAAGCCUCCCCUUGGAUCGCAAGAUAGUAUGCCGAAGCCUGUUAUUAUAGUUCCAUCGUUACCUUUGUCAUCACAACCUGACGAAUAUGUUCAUAUCAACGAGCAAGUUCCAUCAAAACGGAGGAAGUUGAAUUCUGAUGAUUCUGAUAAAUUAACCGCUUUACGCAUGAAAGAUCAAAAGGAGGAGGCAGACACUGCCUUGGUAAAAUUGCAAGGGCUUUUACAGGAUGUCUUUGAAGCAGAGGAUCAGCUUGAGCCAGAUACAGCCACCACUGAAGCACCACUAUCUAGCAAAAUGUUCAGACUCCCGAAAGCUACAGACGAUCUUGGCCCGGUUUUGUCUUCUGAAACGCAUACCCUGCUUCAAGCUGCGAUACAGAAGGUAACAGACUAUGGGAGACUGCGAGAUAUUCCCACAGAAUAUCUAAACCGCAUUCAAAGACUCUGCGAGCCUCCUGUCAUCUCAGCCCAGACCACGGAUCUUAAACUAGAACAUGUUCCCUCAGAUGAAGAUGCAGAAAUCUGGCUUAGGAGGCUUGAAGAUGUGCGCAACGCCCUUUUGGCAAUAUGCACUUUGCUUCAAACGAUGUCGGGGGAGGUAACGAUAAACGAUUUAUGCCCAGAAGAUGUUAUACAAGCCAUUCCAAGUGUUCUAAAUCAUGUUUUUGAUGACUGUCUUAUCCCGGCUAUUGAAUGCCGGCCAACUGGCAGGGAUGCAGAACUAUUUACUUUCUUCUCCUCUCACAAACAAAUUAUUGCUGGCCUGGUUCACCAGACGAAGAGAGUACUAAACCUUCUUGCUCGUUUCCUUUCCAACGUUGAUGUCGCGGAAGGGACUAUCACGGCAACAGAAUUCCUCGCUACGAAACUAAUUUUUGUAGAAAAUGCUCAUAGUGAUAGAGAUUCAACACUGGGUUUCCAAAAGUUUGAGGCUGUUAGGAGAGGUUCUAUGGACGUCUUGGCAAAAAUCUUUGCGAAAUAUCCAGAGCAACGCUCCUUCAUCCUCGAUGAAAUCUUGGUAUCGCUAGAGAAGCUCCCAUCCACAAGGCAGAGCGCGAGGCAAUUCAAACUCCUAGACGGGAAACAUAUUCAAUUACUUUCUGCUUUAGUGAUGCAACUUGUGCAAACUACGGCUCUACAAAAGUCAAUGAAAGGUUCGAGGAAACCGAAGCGUCGUUUACCUCUUCCAAAGCUUGGACAGGACAAUGGAUCUGAAAGCGACGAAGAAGCUGACGAUGAGCCUGAAGAUGAGGGACCAAAAAGAGGCACAGCACUAGAGUUGCUGUCAAACAAGGUCGACCCUCUUUUCGAUAAUGCAAUCCGUAGUGCACAGUAUAUUACGAGAUUCAUUGUUCAACGCGCGAUGACAUCCACUAAAACCGGUGAUCAGCCCUACCGAAAUCUUUUGGACCUUUUCACAGGAGACUUGAUCAGUGUUCUCGGUUCGACUGAUUGGCCCGCUGCCGAACUUUUGUUGAGAGUUCUUGCAUCGCAAAUGAUUGGACUUGCAGACCAUGAUAAAAGUCCAGCAAACGCAAAAAAUAUGGCCCUCGAGUUGCUGGGGUGGAUGGGAUGUGCGAUCUCUGAUCUCACGUCUUCUGUACAACAUUUACUUCCCAGCAUAGAUGAAGGUGAUUCGGACUUAAUUGAUCACCUACGACAACUGUUUGAUGAGCAUCUUAAUAGAUCCUUACAUGUAGAGGAUAUUCUUGUCAUCGAUGGGCCGCACCGUAUUGUUCUCGAGUACCUCCAGGAAAGGGAUGUUGGGAAUUGGCAGCUUGCUAGCGCUCGCGGCUACUUUCUUGCGCAAUGGGCGAAAACCGUGUGCAGUUUUUAUUACGAUCCGGAAGAUAAAGGUAAUAUUUCCGAAGAUGAAUCGGUGGAGGAGUUUGCAAGGACCCUGCGUAAUAUGCUAUCUGAUCCCAGAUGGCUAGAAUCUCACAGAGAGUUCGAUCGUAUCGCCGCAAAUCAUGCCCGUUUUGCCUAUCUUUUAACGGUUCUUAAUAUGGGAUUUUGCAAAGCAUUUGAUAAAAUCCUGAAGGUUCUUUUAAACUCCAUCACCAGUGACCAAGCUAAGGUGCGAAGUCGGAGUUUGAAGAGUGUAAUUCAGAUGCUGGAGAAAGAUCCAAAUCUUCUUGAUCGUGAUAACACUGUGAUGCCGCUAAUUCUGGGAUGUGCAUCUGAUUCUUCUCCAAUGGUUCGAGACUCUGCGCUCUCCCUCAUUGCGAAAUGCAUCACACUCAAACCGGCACUUGAGGAGGAUGGCUGCCGUACCAUUUUGGCCUGUUCGGCAGAUCCCACGGUUGGCGUUCGGAAGCGUUGUAUAGGCUCUCUGAAGGAUAUCUAUCUUCAGACGUCUCGUAAAGACCUGAAAAUCGCCAUUGCUGAUAACUUACUUCAACAAAUCACCGAUUUCGAAAGUAGCGUUGCUGCCCAGGCACGUCAGGUUUUGGAAGAAAUAUGGUUCUCUCCGUUCCACCAGUCGAUCAGCUCGAUACACGAUUCACCUCAAACAAAAGUGUCACUAGGAGAACUAGUUGAUCUCAUCGUUGGUUCCGUGGAGAAAAGUGAUCUUGGAGUUAUCACGCUUGAAAAAUUUGUCAAAUCUGUACUCUCCGAAGACACAAAGGCAGCCUCCGCCAAUUUUGAAGUGUGCAAAUCAGUCGUAGCCACAAUGUUUGAGCGAAUCAUAGACCACGCAGAUUCUUCCAAUAAACCAAGUCUCCAGGCACUUCUUCAAUCCAUUACUGUGUUUGCCAAAGCUAAUGCGAAGCUAUUCACUCCUGACCAAUUAGAAACACUGCAUCCCUAUAUUGGUCAUCUUUCUACUGCCGAUGACCUCCUCCUUUUUCGAUCUGUUGUUGUCAUAUAUCGGUGUGUUCUACCUUGCCUUUCUACUGCGCACAAUACUCUUCUCAAAGAGGUGCAGAAUGAUCUCUUCAAGAGUGUCUCGAAAUUGGCUAGGACUGAGCUUAAUGAGGUUAUGGCGUGUCUUUGGACAGUUGACAGAGUUCUACAAAAUACAGAACGUCUUGUUAAGCUUACUAUAUCAGUACUUAAGGGUAUUGCCCAAGCCAAAGCUCUGAAUUUCGAUGAGUCUUCGACAGCCGACGCCCUUGGAAGGGUGAGAAGUUAUAUUCGAAUUGCAGGUUGUGUUGGGAAGCAUUGUGACCUGGAGAAGUAUUAUAAUUUUUUCAGGCAGUCUUUCCCCACCGCGCGGGCUACCUCUGUCUCUGGUUUAAUGGUUGACUUUAUAGCCCCUUUUGCUCUUCCGCAGUAUCCACUUGAGCUGCGAGUAAUGGCUUUGGAAAGUUUGGGCUCAAUUUGCCAAACAUGGCCUGCUCAGUUUAGUGAGGAACAAGCCAGAGUUGCACUAUCUUCUGUGUUUGAUGAAGAUAACCCGGAUUUGCAAAACAUUGUGCUGAAAUCAUUUCUAGAGUUCUUCUCUGUUCAUGAAGGGAAGUCCGAAAAGCUGAUACAGACCAAUGAUUCAGCCGUAGAUGCUGAAAAUUCUACAAGAUUAGCGGGCUCCCUGAAAGCAAGCGAAAACGACGGUGCAGCGGCGUUGAUUGCGCAACACUUUCUCCAAAACAUGCUCCACGCCGCACUUUCGAAGCAAGAUGCAUAUGCAUUAACAGCUAUCGAAUUGAUCGCAAGUAUCAAUCGCCAAGGCCUUAUCCACCCCAAGGAGUGUGCCGGAGUGUUGGUUUCACUUGAAACGUCGACAAAUCCAACAAUCAGCAAAAUAGCCUUUGAAACGCACAAAAUGCUGCACGAACAACAUGAGUCCAUGUUUGAUCGAGAGUAUAUGAGAGCUGUUCAGGAUGCAUUUUAUUACCAGCGGGAUGUCGUUGGGGAUCCAAGUGGGGCUUACAGUCGCCCAUACACUGCGAAGCUCGCACCCCUUUUCGACAUUAUUAAAGUCAGCAAUAGCAAAUACCAAAGAAAAUUCCUGACCAAUCUUUGCUCGAAGGUUGAUUUUGAGCUUCGGAAACUGGACGUGUCGAAUAACCCCCCGGAGCACUUACUCCUCGCGAGAUUUGUUUCUCAAAACAUAGCCUUCUUUGAGUAUGGCCAAAUUGCGGAAAUUAUCCCGACGAUUGCCUGCAUUGAACGUAUAGUUGCCGCAACUGGAACUAUUGUAGCGCAUGCGAUCGAGACAGAUUUGUUCCAACAAACCAUUCAGCCAACAAAUGGCAAUGAAAGCACUGCGGAAACUCAUGUUGACAAUAGUCCGGCUGCUGCCGUCGACGCUCCCGACUCACCCACUGCUCCAUCCCAAGUUCCAGUUCACGAAUCUAUCGAUAUGCUGUUGUUGAGACAACUGACUACUGCAGCUGGGUCACUCUUGAUGCUCUGGGAAGCGCGAUCUUACCUCCGCCGCCUUUACGGCAUCAAUUUCCAUGCACGACAAAAAGAAGGGAAGGGUCAUGCCAAAGAGCUUAAUCGGGCACCGGCAAAGGUCCAAGGUGUCAAUGGCGACCGGGUUUGGGAGACCGUGUCAAAUCUCAUGCAUUGCCUUGAUAGUACUGAAGCAAUGAUGAGUACAUGCCGGGACUUUGCGAUGUUGCUUUCGAUUGAUGAUGAGCUUAAAGUUGCGGGAGAGGAUGAUAGGGACAGCCAUGACACCACGGGCGAAGGUGACGAUAUGAGCGCCCUCCUUGCGGCCACCAGCAGUUCAAAGCCUGGAAAGCGCAAAUCGUCCGUUUCGGGAGGUGGCACUCCCAAGAAGAAGCCUAGGGGGAGGUCCGCUGGCAAAAAGAGAGUAAGCACUGACCUGGAAGACGGGCUGGGCAGUGAUUGA